UCUACGCUGUGGUGGUGAACCGUGAGACUCGACCCUCCGCGACCGGAGACAGAGAACUGAGAUAACAACAACAACAACACAUUAUUCUAUAUGGAUCUGAGCCGAGUGAGAGGCAAAGAGGAGCGGCAGAGCCCGGCAGCGCGGACCCGUAGAAGAGGAGAGAGGAGAGGCUUCCAGUGAGGUGAAUGUUGACGACACCGUUGAAAUGUUACCCAAAUCCAGAAGAGCUCUCACCAUCCAGGAGAUCGCCGCGUUGGCGCGGUCCUCCCUCCACGGUAUCUCCCAGGUGGUGAAGGACCACGUGACGAAGCCCACCGCCAUGGCUCAGGGCCGCGUGGCCCGCCUGAUCGAGUGGAAGGGCUGGUCCAAGCCCACGGACGCUCCGGCGGCGCCGCAGUCCGACUUGAACUCGUACUCGGACCUCACCGAGGGGGAGCAGGAGGCCCGCUUCGCCGCCGGCGUGGCGGAGCAGUUCGCCAUCGCGGAGGCGAAGCUGAGGGCCUGGUCGUCUGUGGACGGCGACGAGUCCAACGACGACUCAUACGACGAGGACUCUCUGCAUGCCAACGAGCCCAACACACAGAGCACAGAUGUCUCGUCUUAUCCGCCCUACUUGAAGGACCUGAUCCACAGCCAGCUCUGCCACCACCUGGGCCUCAUAGGGCCCUGCUGCGAGGGUGGAGGAGGAAGAGGAGGAGGAGGAGGAGGAGGUGGCAGCGGAGAGCCCUCACCAACCUCCCCGGACACCCUGUGCUCCAGCCUGUGCAGCCUGGACGAGCACCACCCGCUGCUGCGCGGCCCCCCCCACCCCCACCGCGGCGGCGGGAGCCACUCCUACGGCAACGCCGCCGAGCUCGCCGCCAAGAUCCUGUCGGCGCUGCAGGGCGGCGAGGAGCUGCUGCUGGCCCGGCUGCAGCGGGCGGGGCGCGGAGGCGCGGCCUCCGCCGCCGGCGACAGCGGCUUCCACAGCCUGGGCGGCGGCGGCGUGGGGGGGCGGGGCAUCCGGCCCUGCGGGGGUCAGGACUCGCCGUGCUACUCCGUGUCGUACUCUGACACGUGCCUGUCGCCCGGCGACGACGACGACGACCCGUGCAAGGACUACGAGAGCGGCGUGGGCCCGGCGGAGGGCGGCGGGCCGGAGUACGACCCCCGCAGGAGGGUCUCCGACGUGGCGUCCUCCGGGAUCGUGUCUCUGGACGAGGAGGAGGAGGAAGAGGAGGAGGAGGGCAGAGGGCAGGAGAGCCAAUCAACAGUGUUUAACCCCUCCGAGCUCUUCGGUGGGGUUUCUCUUUUAUUCUAUUUUUUUUGCAACCCCCCCCCCUUCUCGUUGAACUGCCGCGCAUGCCCCUCCCCCUCCCUCUGA
Pseudoliparis swirei is the source of this 1363-nucleotide messenger RNA. RefSeq names its product protein FAM131A-like. The record is from RefSeq and is a predicted model, not a curated record. Lineage: Eukaryota; Metazoa; Chordata; Actinopteri; Perciformes; Liparidae. The transcript has 5 exons. The coding region runs from base 206 to 1363 and encodes 385 amino acids.